CUCAGCUUAUAAAACGGGCUUGGCGCCUGCGCAGCCAAAACAUUACAACAAACGUCGCGCGCAAGUUAAAAGCCACAUCUCCACCAACUACAAAAUGAAAGUGUUCGCGCUGUGCUCCAUGCUCGCCCUUCUUCUGGCCGGCGCCCAAUCCCUACCCCAGAAUCGUGAGGGAGCUGCCUAUACGAACGAGGCCAUCCGACAGGCCCAGCAGACGCUCCUCAUUCCCAAGGAUGCCCAGAUUCAGAAUGUCCAGGAGGGCAUCGAGUUGGGCGCCUACGAGCAGAUCCCCGGCAACCAGCGCAUCAACCUGUUCGAAAUCCUGGGCGACCAAGUUCCCUCUGAGGUGAUAAAUAACCUGCAGUCCCAGGUCGACCAGAUUGGUCGCAACUAAGUCGUAGGACCAAUCCCUUGGUUAGCUCAUUGCAUUUCGCCCUCAUUUGUUAAGUUUCUCAGUAAUAAAAUGAAAACAUUACCCAUAUUUAA
Molecule: messenger RNA, 483 nt
Organism: Drosophila eugracilis
Lineage: Eukaryota; Metazoa; Arthropoda; Insecta; Diptera; Drosophilidae
Source: RefSeq, a predicted model, not a curated record